This is a messenger RNA of Cygnus olor (mute swan), 621 nucleotides long. RefSeq names its product olfactory receptor 14A16-like. Gene Ontology annotation, molecular function: olfactory receptor activity. Gene Ontology annotation, biological process: G protein-coupled receptor signaling pathway. Bases 1 to 621 code for a protein of 206 amino acids. NCBI's taxonomy places the organism in Eukaryota, Metazoa, Chordata, Aves, Anseriformes, Anatidae. Gene Ontology annotation, cellular component: membrane. The record is from RefSeq and is a predicted model, not a curated record. The transcript has a single exon.
AUGGCCUAUGACCGCUACGUGGCCAUCUGCAAGCCCCUGCACUACGGGACCCUCCUGGGCGGCAGAGCCUGUGCCACCAUGGCAGCAGCUGCCUGGGGCUAUGGGUUUAUCAAUGCUGUCCUGCACACAGCCAAUACAUUUUCUCUUCCUCUCUGCCAAGGCAAUGCUGUGGACCAGUUCUUCUGUGAAAUCCCCCAGAUCCUCAAGCUCUCCUGCUCAGACUCCUCCAUGAGGGAAGCUGGGCUUCUUGUGGCUAGUGUCUGCAUAGUCUUCAUGUAUUUUGUUUUCAUCCUGGUGUCCUAUGUGCAGAUCUUCAGGGCCGUGCUGAGGAUCCCCUCUCAGCAGGGCCGGCACAAAGCCUUUUCCACGUGCCUCCCUCACCUGGUCAUCGUCUCCCUGUUUCUUAGCACUGCCAUGUUUGCCUGUCUGAAGCCUUCCUCCGUCUCCUCCCCAGCUCUAAUUCUGAUGGUGUCAUUUAUAUACUCGGUGGUGCCUCCAGUGGUGAACCCUCUCAUCUAUAGCAUGAGAAAUAAGGAAAUCAAGAAUGGUAUAAAGAAAGUGAUUUCAUGGACAUUUCUCAAGGGCAAUAAACAUCCUACCUUUCUUGACAAACGUCUGUGA